CAGUGUAUAACAAAGCCAGAUAAUUUUCUUGUUUCAUUUUCGUUACAACUUUACAAAACCAGACGCAAACAAUAAAAAUCUCAAAAGCUUCACUGAUAGCCAUGGAAACUCUCACGUCUUACUCCCCUUCUCUCUCCAUCUUCUCUCCUAAAUCCAAAGACCUUCCUUCUUCUUCUUCUUCCCGUAAAUUUGUCAAGUUUUCCGUUUCACGCAAAAAUAAUGGAAAUGAACCUGAUUUUCAAUCGGAUGCCAAUGACUGCACCAGCAUCGUUCCAAUCCUCAAUAAUCCUACUCUAUCCAAGGAUGAUGCUAUGGGUUUGGUCCUUAGCGCAGCUAAUGUAAGAGGCUGGACUACUGGCUCAGGUAUGGAAGGGCCACCUGUGCCUGCUGGUUCAGAUUCUGAAUCCAGUACAGACCAGAUUUCCACCUUCCCUUGGUCUCUCUUUACUAAAUCUCCACGAAGACGUAUGCGUGUAGCCUUUACUUGCAAUGUUUGUGGCCAGCGCACCACUCGUGCAAUCAAUCCUCAUGCUUAUACUGAUGGCACUGUUUUUGUCCAGUGUUGUGGAUGCAAUGUGUUUCACAAGCUUGUGGACAACUUGAACCUGUUUCAUGAGAUGAAAUGCUACGUGGGCCCCAACUUCAAUCCGAAUCCGGACAAUGAUAUUGGGUUCAAGUAUUUUGAUUUGGAUGAUGACAACAAUGAUGGCAUCUUUCCCCUUUUGUAAGGUCUGGUAGAAGGAUGUGUAAAGAUCAUUCCGUUGCUUCUAUUAGGCAAUUUCUCUCCUCAUGUGACUGUAAAUAACAAGUAUACCCUGUUAAUGUCUAUGUUAAUAAUCGAAUCUGUACAAAUUGAAAUAUGCAUGUCCAUAUGUCUAAUCUUUGUUGAUCUUAAAUCUUCCGGGUUCUAUUGUGGGAUUUGCUUGGAUGAGGGGCUCUGUGCUCCUUAAUGUUUUUAGA
Molecule: messenger RNA, 960 nt
Organism: Nicotiana tabacum (common tobacco)
Lineage: Eukaryota; Viridiplantae; Streptophyta; Magnoliopsida; Solanales; Solanaceae
Source: RefSeq, a predicted model, not a curated record